AUGCCAGGCUCUCUGGAGACGUGCCUCUCGGACCUCGACGGCUCCAGCAGUAGCAGCGCCAGCAGCAGCGCCAGCGACCUGUCGGGCUUCAUCACCGACGAGGAGGACUGUAUCAGACUUCACCCUCCAGCCUCCGUCUCCGGGACGCCCGCGCCUGCCCACGGUGGGGCCCCCGGCUUGCCCCAGAAGCCCGACGUGGUGCCCGGGACGCAGGAUGAGGAGCAGGAGCGGCGGCGGCGCCGGGGUCGAGCCCGAGUGCGCUCCGAGGCGCUGCUCCACUCGCUGCGCAGGAGCAGGCGCGUCAAGGCCAACGACCGCGAGCGCAACCGCAUGCACAACUUGAACGCGGCGCUGGACGCGCUGCGCAGCGUGCUGCCCUCCUUCCCGGACGACACCAAGCUCACCAAGAUCGAGACGCUGCGCUUCGCCUACAACUACAUCUGGGCGCUGGCCGAGACGCUGCGCCUGGCAGACCAGGGCUUGCCCGGGAGCGGAGCCCGGGAGCGCCUCCUGCCGCCGCAGUGCACCCCCUGCCUGCCCGCACCCUCGAGUCCCACCAGCGAUGCCGAAUCCUGGGGUUCGGGGGCCGCCUCCUCUCCCGGCGCCGCCAAUGCCUCGCCACUUUCUGAUCCCUGUAGCCCUGCCGCCUCCGAAGAUUUCGCCUAUGGCCCGGGUGACCCCCUGUUUUCUUUCCCAGGCCUGCCCAAAGACUUGCUCCACACGACGACGCCCUGCUUCAUCCCGUAUUAG
Messenger RNA from Suncus etruscus (white-toothed pygmy shrew), 750 nucleotides. It is a transcript of the gene NEUROG1, whose product is annotated as neurogenin 1. Lineage: Eukaryota; Metazoa; Chordata; Mammalia; Eulipotyphla; Soricidae. The transcript has a single exon. The record is from RefSeq and is a predicted model, not a curated record. Gene Ontology annotation, molecular function: protein dimerization activity. The coding region runs from base 1 to 750 and encodes 249 amino acids.